Solenopsis invicta (red fire ant) is the source of this 1275-nucleotide messenger RNA. Its product is annotated as AKT-interacting protein. The transcript has 7 exons. The record is from RefSeq and is a predicted model, not a curated record. NCBI's taxonomy places the organism in Eukaryota, Metazoa, Arthropoda, Insecta, Hymenoptera, Formicidae. Bases 289 to 1092 code for a protein of 267 amino acids.
GUGUGCCAACAAUCGGGCGACGUAGGUGACGUUAGUGUACCGACUGAAGUUUCGACUGAUUUCGACUUGAGAUCUGUCGCCACUGUCGGAAUGGCUGCUCUCAGAUUUCUCUGUGCCGUGACGUUUUCACGCAGUCGCACGUCGAAACCAAAGCUGAUUUUGAGCCCAAAUGUCUCGAUUUGAUUUUCGAUCGAAGACAUACCUUAUCUCGCUAUCAGAUAUAAUGUAGCGAGUUAUUAAUAUCUACACUUCUGCUAGUUUUUCUAUGCUCACUCGUCAUUGCUCGUCAUGGCGGCGGCCAAGAGCGAAGAUAGCAAGGACGAUAAUCUAAAUAGGCAAGGCUCAUUUAGGAAGCUUGUGCCUGGAAGCAAUAAUGGGGAUUCUCCACUGAGCAUGUCUGUGAAAAUGAUAGACAGACCAAUUGUGUCACAAACCAACAAACAACAUGCUAUUUUUUUGCAAGAAUAUAACGUCCUAUCUGAGUAUAAAAUGUGUUCUCAAGAUUUGAGGGGCAUUUAUGUGAUACCAUCUGCCUUAAAUGCUUUUCUGUGGUUUGGCGUACACUUCAUUCGGCAAGGAUUCUACAAAGGCGGAGUUUUUAGAUUCACCAUUACACUGCCUCCAAACUUUCCACUCGGAGAUUGCCCUAAAGUUGUAUUUGAAACUCAAAUCUUCCAUCCAUUGAUAAAUCCAGAAAACGGAGAAUUGUGUACGUCGUGGGGAUUUCCUGAAUGGAGGAGGAACAACAGAAUUUCGCAAUUAUUACAAUAUAUCACUAAGAUAUUUAUUAAACUAGAUACGAAAAUGACUCCAGUCAACGCGGAUGCAUCUAGCCUGUAUGAAAAAAAUGUUGAAGCUUUUCGAGAACGCGUAAAAGCAUGCGUGAAGGAAAGCGUGAAUCAGGUGUUUAAUCUACCAUCUACCAUGGAUGAUCCGCAUUAUAUUACGUUUAAUCAAUAUGUGAAUGAAAUACAUGAUCCCAUCAAACGAGAAAUUUAUGAUCCAAAAGACGAGGAAGAAAAUAAGCAAUUGGGUUUUUCAUGGGUACAACCCGGUUCGCUUCAGCCAUUUUCAAAACCAGAGGCGAGAUAAUGAAGGAAUUCUAAAUGAUGGCAGUAGUGAAACGACAUACAUCCUUAUGAGCUAUACGAAAAAAUUGUUGCUCUCUUGAUAAUUGCGCAGACGAUGCCGAUGAAGUCAAUCCCAAAACUUGCCGGAAAAAAAUUAUUUUUUUAUUCAGACUAUUAUGUCUAAACAUUUUAUACAUGUCUAUAU